CACCCACACUCAUCUCAACUCUCAACUAUAUAAAGUAUAAACAACACAACAUCCCACCAACAAAGCAUCAAAUAAUCUCCACCAAAAUGAGGCAUUCCACAUCCACGCAUUCUCUAAUAGCUUUGUUUCUUUUGCUAGCCACAACCAAUGCGACGGUUGUAGUCCCUAACAGUGCUCAAAAGAAAGCAAGAAGCUUCGCAAGCCAAUUCCUGGUUCCCCAGAACGCGGCACGUGCGUUGGUGAGGCUGCGGCCGCUGGUGUGGGACCCCAAGCUCACACGCUACGCCCAAUGGUACGCCAACCAGAGGCGCAACGACUGCGCCCUCCACCACUCCAACGGGCCUUAUGGUGAGAACAUAUUCUGGGGCAGUGGCACGGGCUGGAAGCCCGCACAGGCCGUUAGCGCUUGGGUUGAAGAGCGCCAAUGGUACAAUUAUGCCCAAAAUUCUUGUGCCGAUGGGCAGAUGUGUGGCCACUACACUCAGGUUGUGUGGAGGAGCACCACCAAAGUUGGUUGCGCCAGCGUUGUGUGUUCUGGUGGUAAGGGUACCUUCAUCACUUGUAACUAUGAUCCUCCUGGCAACUACUAUGGAGAAAGACCUUAUUGAAAUUAAAACACUCUAAUUAUAUAUAUUCCCUCUAAAUCUAGAGAGGCUACUGAGACAACCAAUAAUGUCAUGGGAUCCUACGCUCGCUUAGUAUUGUUUCUGUUUACCAUGUGGCCCUGUCUCACGUACCUACUUUCUAUCCCUCUUUUUAUUGCUUGCCUAAUAUAAAAUCUAAUGUUAUUCAAUGCUUGCUGCUA
This is a messenger RNA of Cajanus cajan (pigeon pea), 805 nucleotides long. Its product is annotated as CAP (Cysteine-rich secretory proteins, Antigen 5, and Pathogenesis-related 1 protein) superfamily protein. The record is from RefSeq and is a predicted model, not a curated record. Gene Ontology annotation, cellular component: extracellular region. Lineage: Eukaryota; Viridiplantae; Streptophyta; Magnoliopsida; Fabales; Fabaceae.